Molecule: messenger RNA, 1815 nt
Organism: Notodromas monacha
Lineage: Eukaryota; Metazoa; Arthropoda; Ostracoda; Podocopida; Cyprididae
Source: the annotation of a GenBank genome assembly
AAGGAAAAUAAAAUCGAAGCCUCGCCUGCUUAUACGUGCCCAGUGCACCAGUAGUGAGAGAAACUGGUGAUAAAGUUACCGAGACUAGUCAGACUACAGCAGUAUCAUAGUUCCGUGUGCUGGCUCUAUAUACUGUACAGCGCUCUAAUUUCAAGUGACCCGUCCUGAUUUUCCAGCAGUGGGAUCUGAAGUUCUCAACCAACGAUGGGUAAUUUCUUCGGCCUUGGUCGAGACAAACCGCUGCCGUCCCAAUAUGGAGAGCAUCAAACACCAGUGACACACGACGUUGUUCUCGCUGGAUGGAUCACUGCGUUUAUCAUCAUCUACGCUUCUUUUCUUGUCAUUCUACCGGGAUAUUCAGGACGUAAGGGAUUGAACGUCGCCAUGAGGAUUACUUUUGAUCUUUACGUGGGUCUCUCCAUUAUUCUUGGACUUUUCGGGCAAGAAUGGGAGGUUGGACGCAUAACGAAUGUUCCAACGCCUUACAAACCCGGGACUGGGAAAGAAAUCCACGCUGACAUUGGACUUCACAUUGGCUUCUUGAAUGGUGGACGGCUUUUCACGUUGCUUUUCACGGGAGCAUUUGCAGCCUGGAUUUUGAUGAACAUUCUCAUGCGAAUGGUUGUGAGGCGUGGGGCUCAAUUCAUGGUGCUGACCGGAUCUCUGAUGAUUCUGUCAAACAUAAUUUGGAUUUCGACUCGAAAUUUCACUGAACUCGCCAUUCCUUUCGGAGACUCCGAGGACCACAUUCUGAGGACCCACUUCGGUUUCCACUUUUGGAAUUGUCUCAAUGCAGGAGUUCAAUCGUUUUUAGCCGGGAUUUCCCUGUAUUUUCUGGACCAAAAGUAUCCACAUUUGACGACUGAUUUUUUCGAAGUCGAUCCUCUGCUCGAGUAUGAAGAGGCACUUGUUAGGAGGUCAAUACGGACUGGUGCUAAGGAGCAAACGGAUCAGCGCAUUUCAGAAAUUCCCGGCGAUUGGCAAAAGCAAAGAUUUUUCGCCGAACGACAUGGCAUAAAGAUCAGGAAUGUCGACAACAAAACCGAAAUCAUAGAGAAAAUACAACCCAGCAAUCAUAAGGAAACUAGUCACAAAAACCAGGUCCCCGAGCCUCCAAGUUGGCAUCCAGGGCUUUCUCAUCAUCAGUGCUACAGUCUGAUUAUUGUUGCAAUCCUCUACUACCUUCAUGGAGUUCUAGCAUCACGAAGUAUGUACAUGAAGUUUGAAACCUGGGGUGGAAUAUUACCGACGAUAACUUUGAGUACGGCAAUUUGUUUCUCGGGAUGGGCUCGUGCUGCUGACUCGAUGCUGCACAAUUCCCUCGCCUUGAAAGUUGGACAAGCCCCGGAAAUCACAUACGUGAUUGCAUUCUCGGGAUUCAACAAGAUCCAGACACAACUGCACAAGCAGGACAGAGACACUGCAAAAGGGGGCAAGCAAAGGGGAUUACAAUGGGCUGACAGCAGGCUGUUUGACUCACUGGCUGACCCAAAAAAAAAGAGGGGAACACAAGCAGAAAGACAGCAGGCUGCAGCAUUUGCUAACUUUAAAGCACACAAGCAUUCCAGCCAGCUUGGGCUCACUGGCCUUGAGAUUGAACAAGUUUUUGGGUCCUGUUUCAACCGGAUGCUGGAGCUGCAUCGCUUUGGGCCACGACACAUGGUGGAACACUUUCCGGUGACCAAAGGGACAGUUAAAGAGGUGAGCAACCUCCCGGUUCCUCACGAGGAGCAGCGGUGUACCGAAGCUAUUGGAAAAGUUAUCCACGGCCACUACGCUGUAUCCGUGCUGCAACUCUCGAUCCCGUGUUACUGA